CUAAGUUUUAACCCCAAAAAUUCACCACUUCUCUCUCUCUCUGACUGUACAUGCCUCACCACCUGCUUCAACUCUAGGGUUUCAUUUUCAUCGUCUUCUCCUUCAUCUUCAUCUUCAUCUAGGGUUUAACACUUCACACAAUCGCUUCAAAUCCAAUCACCCUACCCCUUUCUGGACGAAGCUGGAUAUCCUCCUCUCGUUCCUCCGUCGAAUCUCCAUGCGCCGCUGGUUCAGUGGCUUCGUAGAUUAGGGUUUCCGUUAUCACUCCUUCAAUCGCUUUAUCAAUUCAACGAGAAGCAACCGGUAAGUGUUCGAUUAAGGUGCUAGGGUUUAGGUGAUUGAAAUUGAAUGGCAUUAGGGGACUUGAUGGAGUCUAGGUUUUCGCAGUCGCAAUCUAUGGUGGCGGUGGUGUCGAAUCAUGUGGAUCGGUAUUCGAAUACGAAUUCGCAUCGGUUGGAUGUGAAUCCUGCUGUUGUUGUAGUUCAAGAUGUGGUUUUGGAUGGUAAUAGGGAUAGGGAUGGGGAUGGGGAUAGGGAUAGGGGUUCUUCGUCGGAUUCGGUGGUGGAAAGUCAUGGGAAUACGGAUAGGGAGGAUGCUGAGGCGGUUGCUAGUACUACUGGCUAUGGAAUGGGAAAUGGAAAUGUGGUGGGGAUGGGGAUGCCGGCUACUAGUAUGGCGUAUUUGCCGCAGAAUGUUGUGUUGUCGGAGUUGAGACAUGAUGGGUUUGAGGCUUGUACACCUUCUGGUCCUGCUGAAAGUGGGCUGGUUUCGAAGUGGCGGCCGAAGGACCGGAUGAAAACAGGGUGUGUUGCUCUUGUUCUAUGUUUGAAUAUUAGUGUGGACCCACCUGAUGUUAUAAAGAUUUCACCUUGUGCCAGAAUGGAGUGCUGGAUAGAUCCAUUUUCCAUGGCCCCUCAAAAAGCACUUGACACAAUUGGCAAAACGUUGCAUUUUCAGUAUGAAAGGUGGCAACCAAAGGCCAGAUACAAGUUUCAGUUAGAUCCCACAGUCGAAGAAGUGAAGAAACUUUGUACCUCAUGUCGCAAAUACGCCAAAUCGGAAAGAGUUUUAUUUCAUUACAAUGGGCAUGGUGUGCCUAAGCCAACUGCCAAUGGCGAAAUUUGGUUUUUUAACAGGAGUUAUACACAGUAUAUUCCUUUGCCUAUCAGUGACCUUGAUUCGUGGUUGAAGACUCCAUCAAUUUACGUUUUUGAUUGUUCAGCAGCCGGAAUGAUAGUCAAUGCCUUCAUUGAGCUUCAAGAUUGGAAUCCAUCGAGUACCUCGGGAACCACACCACGUGACUGUAUUCUACUUGCGGCUUGUGAAGCACACGAGACUUUACCGCAAAGUCACGAGUUUCCUGCUGAUGUGUUUACUUCUUGCCUUACAACGCCCAUCAAGAUCGCAUUGAGAUGGUUUUGCACCCGUUCUUUAUUACACGAGUCACUCGAUUAUUCACUUAUAGACAGAAUUCCCGGUCGUCAAACUGACCGUAAAACACUUCUUGGUGAGCUGAACUGGAUUUUCACUGCCGUCACUGACACAAUCGCCUGGAACGUUCUUCCACAUGAUUUAUUUCAGAGAUUAUUCCGGCAAGAUCUGUUGGUUGCCAGUCUGUUUCGGAACUUUUUACUUGCAGAGAGAAUUAUGCGUUCUGCAAACUGCUCACCUGUUUCUUAUCCAAUGUUGCCUCCAACUCACCAGCAUCAUAUGUGGGAUGCAUGGGACAUGGCUGCUGAAAUCUGUCUUUCUCAGCUUCCGACAUUGCUUGAGGACCCCAAUGCAGAAUUUCAGCCAAGCCCUUUUUUCACGGAACAAUUGACAGCAUUUGAGGUGUGGCUUGAUCAUGGGUCUGAACAUAAGAAACCACCAGAACAGUUGCCUAUCGUUCUUCAGGUUUUGCUGAGUCAAUGCCAUAGGUUUCGUGCCCUUGUACUUUUGGGAAGAUUUCUUGAUAUGGGUCCAUGGGCUGUUGAUUUGGCUUUGUCGGUUGGAAUUUUUCCAUACGUCUUGAAGCUGUUGCAGACGACUACACCUGAACUUCGACAAAUUCUUGUGUUCAUCUGGACAAAGAUCCUAGCGCUUGAUAAAUCUUGCCAAGUGGAUCUGGUGAAGGAUGGGGGCCACACAUAUUUCAUCAGGUUUCUAGACAGUGUGGAAGCAUACCCUGAACAACGCGCUAUGGCUGCAUUUGUGUUAACCGUCAUUGUCGACGGUCACAGAAAGGGUCAAGAAGCUUGUAUCGAAGCUGACCUAAUUCACGUCUGUUUAAAACAUCUUCAAGGUGGCUCACCCCCCAACGACACCCAAACCGAACCACUUUUUCUACAGUGGUUAUGUCUUUGUUUGGGUAAGCUAUGGGAAGAUUUCACCGAAGCACAAAUUAUCGGCUUGCAGGCUAAUGCUCCUACCGUAUUUUCACUUCUACUAUCAGAGCCCCAACCUGAGGUUAGGGCUUCUGCUGUAUUUGCGUUGGGCACUCUACUUGACGUUGGAUUCGACUCAUCUAGGGAUGUUGGAGAUGAUGAACGUGAUGAUGAUGAAAAAGCUGUGGCAGAAUUUAGUAUCGUUAAAAGUCUUUUAAACGUUGUUUCAGACGGGAGCCCUUUAGUUAGAGCUGAGCUGGCAGUAGCUCUUGCACGAUUUGCAUUUGGACACAACCGACACCUGAAAUCUAUUGCUGCCGCAUAUUGGAAACCGCAACCUAACUCCGUGCUGAGUUCUUUACCUUCGUUUACCGUAAGGAAUUCAGUUAGCGGUUACAGCACUCCUAAUCAGUAUUCUAAAAUCGGCCCGUUGUCACGGGUCGGUGGUGACAACCAAUCAGCUACAAGAGACGGGCGGGUUUCUGUUUCCUCCAGCAGCCCGCUUGCUACAUCCAGUAUAAUGCACGGGUCACCGCUCUCUGAUGACUCAUCGCACAACUCCGACCCUGGGAUGCUAAACGAUUGCGUUACAAACGGGGUGGUUAAUCAUGCAAAACCUAGACAGUUAGACAACGGGUUGUAUUCACAAUGUGUAUCCGCCAUGUGUACGUUAGCGAAGGACGCGUCUCCACGGAUUUCGGGUUUGGGUCGACGGGUUCUCUCUAUUAUUGGGAUUGAACAAGUGGUGACCAAGUCUGCUAAAACCGCCACCACUACCGGUGUACGAGCGGGAGAAUCCUCGGGUACUGCCAAUAGUCUUGCUGGAUUAGCUCGUUCAUCAUCAUGGUUUGACAUGAAUGGAGGACAUUUACCGUUAACUUUUAGAACACCUCCUGUGAGCCCUCCAAAACCAAGUUACUUAACCGGAAUGCGAAGGGUCUGUUCUCUUGAAUUCAGACCACAUUUAAUGGACUCAGGGCUAGCUGACCCACUUUUGGGCUCACCCGGGGUUUCCGGAUCAUCAUCAGACCGCAGUUUUCUUCCACAAUCAACAAUCUACAACUGGAGCUGCAGUCAUUUUUCGAAACCACUUCUUACAGCAACUGAUGGUGCUGACGAAAUUGCAAUUAAACGUGAAGAAAGGGAAAAUCUUGCUCUAAACCACAUCACAAAAUGCCAACGUGCUUCUGGUAGCAAUCUUCAUAAUCCAAUUGCUCGAUGGGAUACAAAAUUCGAAACUGGUGCUAAAACUGCGUUGCUGCAACCUUUUUCGCCAAUAGUGGUUGCUGCUGAGGAGGGUGAAUGUAUCAGGAUAUGGAAUUACGAGGAAGCAACGUUACUAAAUAGUUUUAACAAUCAUGAAUAUCCGAAUAAAGGGAUAUCAAAACUAUGCUUAGUGAACGAGCUUGAUGAAAGCUUGUUGCUUGUAGCCUCAAGUGACGGAAAUGUGCGAAUAUGGAAAGAUUACAUUUCUAGAGGCAAACAAAAACUCGUAACUGCGUUUUCUUCUAUUCAUGGGCAUAGACCUGGUGCCAGGAGUGUUAGUGCUGUUGUUGAUUGGCAGCAGCAGUCUGGUUAUAUGUAUGCUUCGGGUGAAAUUUCAUCAACCAUGGUAUGGGACCUCGAUAAAGAACAACUUCUAAGUUCUAUUCCUCUAGCAUCAGACUGCAGCAUUUCAGCAUUGGCGGCUUCUCAAGUUCACGGGGGUCAAUUUGCAGCUGGAUUUGUCGAUGGUUCUGUCAGACUGUAUGAUGUCAGAACGCCUGAAGGGCUUGUUUGUGUUACCCGACCACACACUUUGGGGGUAGACAGAAGCGGUGGUGUAGGACGAGUUGUCGGAAUCGGCUUUCAACCGGGACUUGAUCCCGCAAAGAUUGUGAGUGCAUCUCAAGCAGGAGACAUCCAGUUUCUCGAUAUCAGAAACCAAAGCGACGCCUACUUAACCAUCGACGCACACCGUGGCUCAUUAACCGCAUUAGCCAUUCAUCGGCACGCACCACUUAUAGCCAGCGGCUCAGCCAAACAACUCAUCAAAGUCUUCAAUCUUGAAGGUGAACAACUGGGCACCAUUCGCUACUCACCAACAUUUAUGGCCCAAAAAAUAGGGCCCGUUAGUUGUCUAGCGUUCCACCCGUACCAAAUAUUACUAGCGGCCGGUUCCGCUGAUGCCUGUGUUUCCAUCUAUGCUGAUGAAAUCUCACCACCAAGAUAAACAAACUCGCCUCUACAUUCUGGCCCGAAAUCCAGGCCCGUUUUCAUGGGGAGUUGUUGAAAGAUAAAAUACAUUCGUUUAAGCCUCGCCUGGCUGUUCGUGAGCCGGAAAAACUAAAGUAUGAUUGGUGGAGGCUUUCAGCAAAUAAUUUGAUGAUACAUAGGUAUAAAACUUUGUAAAUAUUUAAUUUUUAUUGGUUUAGUGUGUUUUUAUGCUUUUUUUAAAGUCUUGCAUUCUCAAAUUUGUAAAUCUUUGCAAUUAUAUAUAAUUGAAAUUCCUUGUGAAGUUGUGAUCAA
Messenger RNA from Helianthus annuus (common sunflower), 4874 nucleotides. RefSeq names its product regulatory-associated protein of TOR 1. The record is from RefSeq and is a predicted model, not a curated record. Gene Ontology annotation, molecular function: protein binding; protein-macromolecule adaptor activity. The transcript is spliced from 22 exons. Gene Ontology annotation, biological process: cellular response to starvation; TOR signaling; regulation of autophagy. Lineage: Eukaryota; Viridiplantae; Streptophyta; Magnoliopsida; Asterales; Asteraceae. Gene Ontology annotation, cellular component: cytoplasm; TORC1 complex. Bases 349 to 4578 code for a protein of 1409 amino acids.